AUGCCCGUACCCAUGCAGCCUGGAUCCCAUCGGAAUCUCUCUCGUUCGGCCCAAAAUAGAGAAUCCCGUAUCGAUUUGGGAAUGCUUGGGAAUGAACCCGGCUCCAACUCCAAAUCAUCGACUUCUGCAAAUCACCUCCAACAGGUCGCCAGGACAGCGGAAAGGAUCAGCGCAUCAUGGAAAAGACUGUCCCCCAUUAAUGAGACGGGAAGAUCUGUGGACAAAGGCGUUGGAAAGCAGAGUGAAAAGGUCACCGUACCUGAUAUGCGGAAAUCUAGCGAGUUUCCUGCCCGCCAGCCACCCUCUGGCAAGGGAGAGCCGAUUACGAUCCGGCAUGGUUCACCAUGGAAGACGUACGACGAUGGAUAUGAGCUCAUGUUCCAGGACUAUGUCACCGUCGGCACCCGUUUACCGCCGCAUUCAGGCAAAGUUGCCAUCAAAACUUACAACAAACGUGAAGGGCAACGAACUCUCGAGAUGUUGAACACAGUUCGCCACGCGAAAUUUAUAGCCUUGAUCGAUGUUUUCGAGUGGGAUAAGAAGUACUUUGCUGUAUUCGAACAUGUUUUCAUUUCGCUGGAACAAGUGGUCGGUUGUACGGCUUACCCAACGGAACGACAGCUCGUGGCAAUUCUGGCACAGGUGCUGGAAGGUCUGUGUUAUCUGUCUUCCAUUGGACUCCAGCACGGGUCGUUGGUAUGCUCCAACGUACUGCUGAAGCCGAGCGGAGACGUCGUCCUAGCCAACCAAGAGCAUUGUUGCGCCGAAGAGGAACCAAACACGGCUGACGUGAGGGCGGUCGGGUAUAUCGCGACGAAGCUGAUGCAGAAGUAUGUCAACGAGGACGGAUCUAUCGGAAUCGAGAAUUCCAAUCGCUGGCCUGCGAAUUCUCCCUCUGUCAGCUUUUUGUCGAUGACCACUUCUGCAGCAUCCGUGUCGGAAUUGCAACAGGUGAGAAGGCCCUCAAAUCACCAUGACUCCUCCAGGCGCUAA
Exophiala spinifera is the source of this 993-nucleotide messenger RNA. RefSeq lists its product as uncharacterized. Gene Ontology annotation, molecular function: protein kinase activity; ATP binding. Gene Ontology annotation, biological process: protein phosphorylation. The transcript is spliced from 3 exons. The coding region runs from base 1 to 993 and encodes 330 amino acids. The record is from RefSeq and is a predicted model, not a curated record. Lineage: Eukaryota; Fungi; Ascomycota; Eurotiomycetes; Chaetothyriales; Herpotrichiellaceae.